ACAAAAUAGGAUGCGUAAUUGGUCUGGCAUCAUUUAUGUGAAAUGGAUAUAGAGAUAUGACGGAAUAUGUUGCUUUUGUUUGACAUUUUAUUUGGAUUUGUUAACUAUGAAUACUACACUGAUUUGUACAAACGAUGAUGUUUACGAUAUGUUACUUAAGCUUCUGAACACUCAGUAUUACUCCGAAACUGAAACAUCUGCUAAUUGUACACCAAUGAAACACCCAGAAAAAUCACGAACUAAUGAGAUGGGACGAUCCAUCUACGCGUAUGCAACACCUGUGAUACUGCUCGUUGGUAUUCUCGGAAACUCAUUGUCGUUAAAAGUAUUUUUAUCCAGAAACAUGAGGAAUCUUUCAGCAAGUUCAUAUUUAGCUGCAUUGUCAAUUUCAGAUAUGUUGGUUUUAAUCUUUUAUGUGACAGUCGAGUGGUUAAAACGAGGCCUUGUUUAUCUACUUCCGAAUAUUAAUUUACAAUUUCUGGAUAAGGAUGGUGCAUGCCAGACGUUACUUUACAUAGCUUAUGUUUUACGUUUCUUCUCGUCUUGGCUUGUUACAGCAUUCACUAUUGAACGAUAUAUAGGAGUAUGUCAUCCUCUUUACAGACGUUAUAUAUGUUCAUUACCUGGAUCAAGGCGGAUAAUAUUUGGAAUCCUGAUAGCGAGUUGCAUAAUAGUUAUUUAUAAACCAGUUCUAAGUGGAGUUUAUUUGAGUCAUGAUGGUAUUCACUAUUGUACCGGAAGUAAGGAACACGACUUCCUGUCAUUCGUCUUAGAUAGUAUAUUUGCGCUUUUGAUUACAUUAGUUCCGUUUGUCAUUAUAUCAGUACUAAACGUUCUGAUUAUGCGAAAACUUUGUUUACGAAAAUCACAAUUCCGUGUAUUCGGCAGAUCACACGUGAACAGACGUGACAACCGAUCGAUCACAUCUCAAGUAACAUCAGACGAGAGUUUGAUAAAACUGGAGUUUACUCUUAUAUUGUUUACAAUUUCGUUUUGUUAUAUAGCAUGCAAUGGACCAUACUUUAUUGUUUGGUUUCGGAAUUUUCUACAUAGUAAACAUUUAUCAACACAUGUACAUUUACAAUAUUCAAACUAUGGCGUGGAGUAUUGGCAGGGUAUUUUGUAUAUAACCAAAACCAUAUUUUAUAUGAAUUACUGUAUUAACUUUUUUCUCUACAGUAUCACAAGGAGGCAUUUUAGACGUGAAGUCAAAUCGAUGUUAACAUGUGAACAUAAAAAGACGUCAUUUAGAUAUUCCCAAACAACUUCAAAAACUUGCUCAUGGGUUUAA
Mytilus trossulus (common blue mussel) is the source of this 1291-nucleotide messenger RNA. Its product is annotated as neurotensin receptor type 1-like. The transcript has 2 exons. Gene Ontology annotation, biological process: G protein-coupled receptor signaling pathway. Gene Ontology annotation, molecular function: G protein-coupled receptor activity. Bases 107 to 1291 code for a protein of 394 amino acids. NCBI's taxonomy places the organism in Eukaryota, Metazoa, Mollusca, Bivalvia, Mytilida, Mytilidae. The record is from RefSeq and is a predicted model, not a curated record. Gene Ontology annotation, cellular component: plasma membrane.